AUGGAAGAACGGACUUGUUCAAAGCGACAAGCAGGAUCCCGUCACCGACGAGACUCGUCUGAGUGGCCUCGCUUCAAGCAAAACCGCAACCGCAACAGUAACCGUCCGGAGUCGAAGCGAGAUCCCAUCGUCCCACAGUCAACCCCAUUUGCGCAUCCAUUGUGGUCAUUGUCCGUUCUUCUGGCUCUCCAUGCACCUUUUGCUCUCGCCUCGACAUCGAGACACCUCGAUCCACGCAACAUGGUCCUGCCACUCCGCGUAACAAAUAAUUGCAAGGAAACAAUUUGGCCCGCCAUUCUGACACAGAGCGGCACCGGCCCUGCGUCGUCCGGCUUCAUGCUGGCGCCGGGCAGUUCCAAUCCACAAACCGUCAGUGGCGAUUGGAGAGGCCGGGUUUGGGGACGGACAAACUGCAGUUUUCCCCAAUCCGGCGUUGGCCCGGCCAGUGGACAGGGAGGAGCGGCAUGUACCACGGGCGACUGUGGCAUGUUCUUGCAAUGUCAAGGAGCUGGACAAGCACCCGCAACCCUGGCAGAAUUCACCAUGUCCUCCGACACAUACCAAUCCUUUUAUGACAUCUCGCUGGUCGACGGUUACAACCUGCCUGUCGGGAUCAUCGCCUUGCUGGGAGAGACCGGGAAUUCCACGCUGGCCGACAUUCCGCCCAAUUUGACAAAUCCAGUUUGCAUCGGCACCUCUUCUCUCCUCACUCCGCUGGGGAGCAGUCCAGACGCCGAUUUCGGGACAAAUGCCACAUUCCCUCUACCCUUGGAACAGGCUAUGACGCCCUCCUUUGUCCAGGACUGGUGCCCGUGGCCGUUGCAACUCGCUCCGCCUGAGAAGCCCGGUGACGGCGUUUAUCCCUAUCCAGAUGACAACAUCCAACGACCAAUCUUCAACCCAUGCCUGAGCGCUUGUGCCAAAUGGAACAAAGCUAAGUACUGUUGUACCGGGAACCAUAACACCCCGGCGACCUGUUCGCCUAGUUUGUACUCGACGCAGGCCAAGAAGGUGUGUCCAGAUGCCUACAGCUACGCCUAUGACGACCAAACGAGCACCUUCAUCAUUCCGCAGGGUAGCGGAUUCGAAGUCGUCUUCUGUCCUACUGGCCGGAGUUCGAAUAUCCUGGCCAUCUUUGGUGACCAGCUGAGACAGCUCGCACAGGCAGGACAUGCGACGAGAGAUAUUGUCGGGCUUGCGCAGAAUGUCACGUUUAUUCGCGAAAAGAGCGCUGCGCCAUCUCUGGCUAGUGGCCAAAGCGCAAGUUUGCUCGCGUGGGUCAUCAUCCUCUUGGUCUGGAUGUGUCUGGGAGACUUUGGUGUGCCGUUCUCAGGUAUAUAG
Molecule: messenger RNA, 1341 nt
Organism: Capronia epimyces CBS 606.96
Lineage: Eukaryota; Fungi; Ascomycota; Eurotiomycetes; Chaetothyriales; Herpotrichiellaceae
Exons: 2
Coding region: 1-1341 (446 amino acids)
Biological process (GO): defense response
Cellular component (GO): extracellular region
Source: RefSeq, a predicted model, not a curated record